AUGGAUUGUUUCUCUUCUCUUCCACCCGAGAUCAAUGUAAUGAUCCUGCUUUGCCUCAAGACCAGAUCAAAAAUCAAGCCGCUUCUCUCCGCAUCACCUACAAUGCUCCGGUAUUAUUGCGGAUCCAAACUGUACAUUCAGAAGGCUCACCUCGAAGCUGAGCUAUCUGGGACCCUACUUCAAGACGCUCUGGUCGUUGCAAAUUUCCCGUCGAAGAACAGACAGUUACACAUCGAGAAAUGGAGUCAGGGGCAGCUUCCGAACCCAUUCUUGCACCAUGAUGCGGCUACCAUCGAUCGACUUGACAGACUCUACGCCCAAUUCGCGAGAUAUAUCGAGGACUAUAUCACAAAGGCCACAUCUAUCCAUCCGCCUCGCGCUUAUAUGUGUAUUCCAAGCCUUUGUUAUCAUGUCGACCAGCUGCAGUUUAGAGGCCAACCCAUCGGCGUCGAUAUCCUCAGCGUCGAUACGCUCACAGAACUUGAAAGAUAUCGUCUGUUUCAAGCAUUUUUCAGAUAUGAGCUGGUAUCCAAAAUACGCGAUGAGAGAGUCGCGAGCCUCGUUGCCUCAAAUUUCAGGAUGUUCAGCCAUGGCGAGGCUGAAGCACUUCGAUGCGUAUACCAAUACAUGAGAGACCUUUAUGGUGCUGUGUUUGCUCAUCAUGACACUUCUCAACUUCCUUACAUACCGGCCGAAGCAGCCGGGGAGACACGCAAAUUAGUUCCAGAUGACGGAAUACGAUGCCCUAAUAAUAUAUGGCUGGGGCCACCUGAACCAUUUACGAAGCAUGCAUUUCCUCAAAACCCAAUAUCGCAACAACUUGGAUUGGCUGGAUUCAGUCUGAUGACUCUGCUGCUUAGCGUUCCCAGAGACGACAGAGGAUGUCCGAUGCAGUUCAUGGCUACGAUGCCCAUGCACCUAAAGGUAUCGGAAUGGACUCGGUUUCUGCCAACGUUUAAAAUCUUUGAAGAAGGGGUAUACCAUCCGCUAGAUGACAGACGCUGGGACGAUUGGUCAGAGGUCGGCCAAGCGCUCCGGGACAAUGGUAGCAUCACGUUCGCUUAUGGGGUGCGCAUUUGGUCUACUUAUUUUGACCUACAGAAGAGAAUCUACCGACAAAGAGCAUGGGCAUUCUUCGACCACGCUAAAUAUUAUCCGGAAGGUAGUAUAUCUCGACAUUUUCCAACCCUCGAUCAGCUUGAAGGGAAAGCUUAG
This is a messenger RNA of Fusarium tjaetaba, 1215 nucleotides long. RefSeq lists its product as uncharacterized. Lineage: Eukaryota; Fungi; Ascomycota; Sordariomycetes; Hypocreales; Nectriaceae. The record is from RefSeq and is a predicted model, not a curated record. The transcript has a single exon. Bases 1 to 1215 code for a protein of 404 amino acids.